Molecule: messenger RNA, 378 nt
Organism: Helicoverpa zea (corn earworm)
Lineage: Eukaryota; Metazoa; Arthropoda; Insecta; Lepidoptera; Noctuidae
Product: pupal cuticle protein C1B-like
Exons: 2
Coding region: 66-296 (76 amino acids)
Source: RefSeq, a predicted model, not a curated record
UUGGUCACUGCAGUAGCUUUGGUAUCAUUCAGUGCAUCAGCAGCUCAGUGACAACAACAAACAAAAUGUUCAAAUACUUCGUAUUCGUGUGCCUGUUGGCCGUAGCGAUGGCUGAGCCCAAGCCCGGCGUGCUGUACAGCGCGGCAUACACGGCGCCCGUGGCGGCGGCGUACACCGCGCCGGUGGCUGCUGCCUACACCGCGCCGCUCGCCUACUCCGCCUACUCCGCGCCGCUCGCCGCCUACUCAGCCUACCCCUACGCCUCACCCUAUGCUGCUUACUACCUCAAGAAGUAAAUGGACACUUCAAUGAACUAUGUACCUUCGACAAAUGAGAGAGACGAUAACGAAUAAUAAAAGUAUAACGUAGAUCACAAAA